AUGUCAAAGCUCAGCUGUGACUUUGGUGGUGCGCCUUUUCCGGGCGGUUCUUCUCAAAAAGUCACACCAAAAACGCCUUUGCAGCUCCACAUCAUAGGCAUUUACUUAUUGAUGUUACAUCGGCUUACCGUACAGUACACGCUGCAACGUCGCGUCGGCUGUCGGGAAAGAGCAAUUCUUCUCAGUUGUCACGCAUGGCUCGAGCAAACUGCGCAUUGGCAGAGUCGCAUCAAGGGUCCGAACCAUCACCAUAGCCAGCACCUUAGAGAGCAUCAUCAUUCGGAGCAGAGUGAGCUGGAAAAGCACACAGUCAUGGUCUCAGCAUCACCAGCGCCAGACGACGACGGUGCGGUCGGCGCCAAGACACAGCCCUCGAACCCGCCAGCUCUGGCUAUCGUCAGGCAGAACGCCUCCAACCUCCCACGCAACCUUCCGGUCAAAAGAUACGACGGUGACCCGCUCGGCAGGGCAGAUGUGCAGCAUCAGCUCCUCUGCUACCUCUUCGCCGACACAAGACGCGUUUUCACGAAUCCAAGACCGAUCGACAAAGCUCAGGAUGGCAAGGCGAGCGGCUCAGGUCCAGUGCAUCCGAUCGCUGUGCCUGCGCCCGUCUAUCCAUUCGGCAUGUCGGCAGGCUGCAUAAGGCCAAGUGGCGAGACCGAGGAGGAGUUUCAGGAAUGGCAGCAGUCCAGAGAGCGCUACCUUCGCUGGAAGAAGCGUCUCGACCGCAAGGAAAAGCAAGCUCGCAAAGCUGCAGCUGCUGCCGCCGCCGCUGCAGCCGCUGCCAAAUCCGCCGAGGAGGGCGCCAACCACGAUGCCGAAACCAAUGGAAACGAUGAAAGGGACGAGCUCGCCGACGGUGGUAACGACGACGAAGCCGACGCAGCUCAGGCAGAUGGUGGGGCUGACGAUGAGGAUCUCGACGAAGACAACGAGCCUUUUGACGAGGACGAAUACCCCAAAGCUGGUGCGCCCAAGCUCACCUUCAAGGAACUCUACAUCGAGGCCCUUCUCAACAGCACCAAAUGUACAAAGUCUAUGCGCGACAAGGUUCUUGACGACGAAGAAUACGCAGAAGACUUUGCCAAGGUCUGUCUUCUGGUCAAUGUCGGUCGUAUCAACACCACCCUCGCCUUCUACCCAGAGAUGAAGACCAUUCUUCGCUCGUACCAUCCCAUCCCGUCUCUGCAGAACAACGAAAACACGAGACGCAACAUGCAGGAUGCUCCUCGAAUGAAGUCGCUCCUCAAAGGCGUCCUCAUCGAUACGGAGCGUCCCGCUCCUCCCACCGCCGGGCCAUCCGCAGGCCAGCCCAUCAAGCCGCCCAAACCGAAUGCGCUAAGCGAAGAAGCUCCCUCUGAUUUCCGAGAGGUCAUCAAGCGCUUCCGAGCAGGCACGACGCCACCGACGAGUGUAGUGACGCUCAUCUUCCUGCUCUCACUGCACGCCAACGAAGUCACCGAUAUGCAUUUCCCUACACCGCACGACUCGCACUCGAUGUUCUACCCGCACGCAGAUCACCCGCUGCCAUCAAGGCAAAGAGCAAACGCUUUCAUGUGGAUCCUCUACCAUUAUCUCGAAGGUCCGGCCACUCGACCUCCAGGCGAAAUGCCCAACCCUUUCGACGACGAGACGUCUCGAAACGCUGCCAAAGACGCUGCAGAGGCGUACGCCAAUGCGCUCACGGAUGAGGACAGGAAGAAGCGCGCCAACAUGCCAUGGAAGGGUAUCGUCAAUCCGGAGUGGCAGAAGUGGAAGCAGGCGCAGGACAAGGCCGGUGCGGAAGGCGACGAAGGCGGGAUCCGUAUCGCGAAGAAGGACGCGAGCGAGGAUGUGAAAAAGGAGACGGACAAGGAUGGUGACGUGACGAUGGACGAGAAUGCCGAUGGAGAGGACAAGAAGGAGGACGGCGACAAGGAGCCACCGUCGCAUCUGCAUCGCUUGCUGGUUCCCACGCUCGUCACCAUGACCAAAGAAGAGGCGGCAAAGGAGAACGUCGAUACCGAGGAGGAGAUCCGAUGGGGUAAGCAGAUGCAAUCUGAGCGAGCUACCUUCCUCGCCAAGUUCCAAGACGAGGAAGCUGCCAAGAACGCCGCUUCCACCGGUUCACCCGCUCCUUCCUCUAACGCUGCCGGUGGGAAAGGCCGACGCAUUGGCGGCAACACCACAGCAGCCGACCGCGGAUCACCCUCCGAAGCUGACACUUCGCGCCACAAACGACGUCACCCGAACGCAGCAGCUGGCGACAUCUCCAAACGAUCCCGCAUGGCCAGUCCGAUCGACUUUGACGAUUCCGAUUCGGACGCUGACGGCGCCGCUGCGACCACCGGUGUCGCAGCUGCAUCGGCCAACCCCCUCACCACCGAUCCGUACCUCAACCCGAACGUCAGCAUCUCGGAUCGAAUCCGUCGACCGCUCUGGGACCUCGAUCUGAGCGUUCCACGACAACACCAGAUCACGGAUUCCCUACCGCAGAUCGCAUGGACACGAAUCCUGGAGCGCGCACAACGCGGCGUAGGCGACGCGUGCUACGAAAGCGACGAGGACGAGUUCGCGCUCGAAGAGGCGCAAGAACCGGAACGCAGUCGUGCUGAGAUCUGUCGCAUCUUGACGGGGUUGCAGGGUGUGGUGAGUCACGAGGUGUUUGAUAAGGACAAUCAUGAGGUGAGGUUGAAGUAUGGGGGGUACGAGAGACAAGAUGAUCAAGGGUAUGAGGAUGGCAGGGAGUACGAGGGGUAUAGGAGGGGUGAGGGAGAGCGCAGGAGGGAGGAGCUGUAUGAGAGUAGUACGCCGGUUCCGAGGAGGACGUAUGAGGAGGGAGGCGCUGGAAGGGGCGAGGAUGGUGAUGAGCUGGAGGAGGCGUUGUUGGGUGGAGAGGGGGAGAGAAGGAGUGUGGGCAGGAACGGGUAUACGCCUGUUCGCGUUUGA
Pseudozyma hubeiensis SY62 is the source of this 2928-nucleotide messenger RNA. RefSeq lists its product as hypothetical. The transcript has a single exon. Lineage: Eukaryota; Fungi; Basidiomycota; Ustilaginomycetes; Ustilaginales; Ustilaginaceae. The record is from RefSeq and is a predicted model, not a curated record. Bases 1 to 2928 code for a protein of 975 amino acids. Gene Ontology annotation, cellular component: Ino80 complex.